Messenger RNA from Syngnathoides biaculeatus (alligator pipefish), 7474 nucleotides. It is a transcript of the gene cacng4b, whose product is annotated as calcium channel, voltage-dependent, gamma subunit 4b. The record is from RefSeq and is a predicted model, not a curated record. Lineage: Eukaryota; Metazoa; Chordata; Actinopteri; Syngnathiformes; Syngnathidae. The coding region runs from base 154 to 1128 and encodes 324 amino acids. Gene Ontology annotation, biological process: positive regulation of synaptic transmission, glutamatergic; neurotransmitter receptor internalization; calcium ion transmembrane transport. Gene Ontology annotation, cellular component: postsynaptic density membrane; voltage-gated calcium channel complex; AMPA glutamate receptor complex. Gene Ontology annotation, molecular function: voltage-gated calcium channel activity; channel regulator activity. The transcript has 4 exons.
AAAAAAAAAACAAACAAACAAACAAAAAAGGUCAGCUGACGCUUCAACAAGUAGGUAGGCGCAUGUUCCCCGCGCACUGAUGCGCUCCGGUGCGUCCGGACUGUGCGGUCCACCGUCCCGUCCCGUUCAUCUUUGCUUGUAGUAUGAGACAGCAUGGCUUGGUGUGAGCGCGGGGUUCAGACGCUGCUGGUCACCGCGGGGGCUUUCGCCGCCUUCAGCCUCAUGAGCAUCGCCAUCGGCACGGACUACUGGCUCUACUCGCGGGCGCACAUCUGCAACGGAACCAACGCCACCGCCGACGAGUCCCAGCCGCAGCCCAGGAGCAGGAAAGGGGACCUGACGCACUCGGGACUCUGGAGGAUCUGUUGUAUUGAGGGCAUCAAUCAAGGCAGCUGUUACAGAAUCAACCAUUUCCCCGACGACAACGACUACGACACGGACAGCUCAGAAUACUUGCUGCGUAUCGUGCGAGCCUCCAGCGUGUUCCCCAUCCUCAGCACGGUGCUGCUAAUGCUGGGCGGCUUGUGUGUCGAAGCGGGUCGAGUUUACAGCAAGACCAACAACAUCCUUCUCAGCGCAGGCAUUCUCUUCGUGGCCGCAGGUCUAAGCAACAUCAUUGGCAUCAUCGUGUACAUCUCAAGCAACGCGGGUGACCCCAACGACAAACGGGACGACGACAAGAAGUACACAUACUCGUACGGGUGGUCCUUCUACUUCGGUGCCCUGUCUUUCAUUGUGGCCGAGACGGUGGCCGUGCUGGCCAUCAACAUCUACAUUGAGAAGAACAAGGAAGUACGCUGGCGGGCGCGGCGCGACUUCAUACGCUCGCUCUCGUCCUCAUCGCCAUACUCGCGCAUCCCGAGCUUCCGCUAUCGCCGGCGGACGUCUCAGGGCAGCUCGCACUCUACUGAGGCAUCGCGGGAAAACUCCCCUGCGGCAGGUCUGAAGGGGGCCAGCAGUGGCUGUGGGCCCCUAGACGAACUGUCUAUGUACGCCCUGGCACGGGACAGCGCGACGGACAAUGCGUACAGCCCCGAACAUGAGGGGGCUGCGGAAUUCCUCCAGGUACAUAACUGUUUCCCCAAUGAUUUGAAGGACGGGGUGAAUCGCAGGACCACGCCCGUGUGAGCUGCGCAAUGACAGUGGUGUGGUGAGGAUAUUAAGAAAAACCAGAGGUGCGAUCUGCUGGAGCCUGACGGCUUGCUGUAGCCUGACUUCUUUGGGGUUCGGCCCCCAGGGGGUGUCCGCUGCCAGGUGACAUGGAAAGUCAACCGGACGCCACACGCGAAAAAAGUGCUCACGCUGUACUUACUGUAAGUAGAAGUACGUACACUUGUGUAAAAAAAUAUAAAGACUGGUAAAAGUGAUUCCUGUACUUAAGUAAAAGAAUACAGAUUGAAAUCUGCGUGAGUACAAAGUAAAAAGUGAAUGUUUACUGUCAGUUAUAUACAGUACCAGUUUCAUACAAUAACUUGGUUUGAUGAACGAGUGCCAAUUUUGACCCACUACUGUAAUUCAACCUUACAAGUCAAUUACUGUGCUGCACUAGUAAUACCGCUAACCCAACCAGUAGGCAUAUGUUACAUACCAGUAGGUUCUUUGAAAUAAUGAGUAUGAAAAGUAUUUAGAAUGCCUUAAAUUUUGCACUCUUUGUUAUAUUGCUGUCACUUGCAAAAAUCAUUUAAGUUCAUUUGUUCCCAUCAUUAAUGUACACAUGGCACCCCAGACAGAAAAAAAAUGGAAAUGCUGACAUUUUUGCAGGUUUAUUUAAAAAGAAAAACCGAAACAUCACUCAAUUUUGUCCAUUUCUUUGGAUCAUCCUUGAGACUCACAGUUCAUGUCAAAGAAAAUGAGAAUCAUUUGGUGAAAGGAAGUGCCUGAAGAGCUCAGAGACAAAAUUGUGGCAUGGCACAGAUCUGGCAAAGGUUAUGAAAAAAAUAAUCUGAAGAGCACAAUGGCCUCCAUAAUCCUUAAAUGGAACAUAUUUGGGAUGACCACAACCCUUCCCAGAGCUGAAUGUCCGGUCAAAUUAGCAAUUGGGGGAGGAGAAAAGACUUGGUGAGAGAGGUAAAGAAAAAAGGUCACAGUGGCUGAGCUCCAGCGAUGUAGUCAGAAAGUUCUAGAAAGACAAUCAACCAGUCGGGGCUUUAAGACAGAGUGGCCAAAUGGAAGUCUCUCCUCAGUCCAAGACACAUGAAAACCUGUAUGCCGUUUGCUAUAAAAACACCUGAAGGUAAUAAAUAAUAUUCUUUGGUCUGAUGAGACCAAGGUAUAACUUUUUGGUCUUAAUUCUAACCAAUGUUUGGAGAAAGUGAGGCACUGCUCAUCACCAGUCUAAUACAAUCACAACAGUGAAGAAUGGCAGUGGCAGCAUCAUGCUGUAGGGGUGCUUUUCAUUUCCAGGGACUCGACGGCUGGUUGAUAUUGAAAGAAAGGUGAAUGCGGCCAAGUAUAGUGAUAUCCUGGACGAAAAUCUUCUUCAGAAUGCUCAAGACAUCAGACUGGGCCGAAGAUUCACCUUCAACAAAGACAAUGCUCCAAAGCACAGCUAAAAUAACAAAGGAGUAACUUCAGGAGAACUCUUGUGACUGUUCUUGAAUGGCCUAGCCAGAGCCCUGACUUAAACUUAAAACUGAGCAUCUCUGGAGAGACCUAAAAAUGGCUCUCCACCAACAUUCACCAUCCAACCUAAUAUAACUGGAGAGGAAGUGCACAGAGAAAUGGCAGAGGAUCGCCAAACUCAGGUGUGGAAAAACAUGUUGCGUCGUUCCCUAAAAGACUCAUUGUUGUAUGCGCUCAAAAGGACGCCUCUGCUAAAUACAGAGUAAAGGGUCCGAAUACUUAUGGCCAUGUGAUAUUUUUGUUUUUCUUUUUUAAUAAAUCUACACUAAUAUAGGGUGUUGUGUAUACAUCAAUGAGAAAAAAGGAACUUAAAUGAUUAAAUUGUUGCAAUAUAACAAAAAGACGGGACAAAGCUAAAGGGGUUUGAAUACUUUCCGUACCUUAUCUAUAAUGCUUAAGGUCAAUGUAGUACAUACUGCUCUCAUUAUUAUGAUAAUUCACUGUACUAGUAGAAUGACUAGGAUGCAAUAAAAGAAUGCCUGGGUCUUGCUUGGAACAAAUUUUUCCCAUUUGUGCCCAUUUUGGCCUAUUAGUAUGCAGUUUAACUAAAGGGUCCCCGUAGCUCAGUGGUUAGUCCACUGGUUUGGUAAACCAGGGGUUGUGGGUUCAUAUCCCACUGGGGUCACCACUCCCUGAGAAGGGUUGAAUCAGGAAGGGCAUCCGGCGUAAAAAUUGUGCCAAACGUAUAUAUGCGUUCAUCUGAGAUGACACGCUGCGGCGACCCCGAAAGGGACAAGCCGAAAGAAACACACACAGUAUGCAGUUUAACUUUACUACUCCACUGCCAGGCAUAACUAGUAGAUAUAUGUUACACACUAGUUGCCUUUCUAUGAAGAAUAUUGAAUAAAUUCUCAAAUAUCUUUCCUUAAACCUGUUUGAACAUUGAUUUGAUAUCCUUCAAAUCCUGCAGGUGCUAGGACACUCAUUGUCUUCACUCGUAAAACAAUUCAUCAUUCUGGUAAAAGAACUCGGGAACACAAAUGGAAUUGCUGUCAAACUAGUUAUAUUUGUCUUGUACUCCUGCAUACCAGUACAUAAUUCAACAUUAUUAAUAAACUACUGUGCUUUAUUAGUAAUAUUACUAGGCCCAACUAGGACGCAUGUAUCACAUACUUAUUGCCUCCUUCAUGAAGUAUCCUGGUUAAGAUCUGUGUACCAGUAGGUUUUUUUUUUGUUUGCAAAAAAACUCAGUGCUAUCGUAGAAGAAUUAGGGCGCACUAGUAGAACACCUAUGGUGCACUGUGCUAGUGGAAAUGCUGUGUCAACCCAGUAAUAAAUAAUUUCACUACUAGUUUUCCUUUGGGUCUAGUGGUAUGCAAUUAAACCUUUCGAAUAAACUACUGUCUUGCAAUGGUAGCAUUAUUAAUCCCAACUAGUAGACAUGUGUCUUGUACUUGUAUCUCCUAUCCUUAAAUCAAUGCACUAGUUACUGUCUGUGCUUUGUCCUCACUGGUGAGACAAUUUAGUGCAAGAGUAGAAUGAUUAAGGCAAACUAGUAGAGUAGCCAUCUUACUAGUAACAUUUAAUAAAGGCUAUCUUUUUCCCUCCACUAGUUUCUGCUAGAAUGUAAUUAAACCUGGCUAGUAAACUAUUGUGCUGUAGUAGUAACAGUACUAUUCCCAACUAGGCAUGUAUUACACAUUAGAACCUUUCUUGACAUCCAGCUCAAAAUCCUUAUACUAGUACACAUUUUCUUCACUGGUAUGCCAAAUCAGUGCACUACAAGAAUAGCUAAGGUGCACCAGAAUGGUUUCACAGUAUUUUUUCUUCAGUUCUAGUGCCUUUUUAGUGCAACCAUAAACCUUAAUAGGUUCAGUGCUAGUAACACUACUUGGUCCAACUUGUAGGCAUCUGUCACACACUCAUGGCCUCCUUGACUACAAACAUAAGGGUAGUAUGACAAUUCAGUGCACUAAGAGAACUGAAAUUCAUUUGUGUAGCCCCUAACCACAAAAUAGUCACAAAGGGCUUCACAUGAUCAACUAGGGGUCACUAGUAAAAUGGCUGUCUGACUAGUAAAGAUUUUUCCACUUCUAGUGCCCACUUUAAACCUAGUAGGUCACAAGUUAACCACACUUCUUAAGUACUGUGUUGCACAAGUAACAUGACCAGUAACAAGCGAAAAACAAAGCCAAACUAAUAGGUAUGUGUUACACACUAGAAGCCUUAUGAAUACUAGUAGCCUUCUGCAUAUCAUGCUUGAGGUCCAUGUUCUAGUACGCACUUUGUCGUCUCUAGUAAGACACUUCAAUGCAGGAUUAGAAUAACUAUGGCACAGUAAAAUGUCUCUUACACAUAACAUAUUUCCUCUAUUAAAGUCACUUUUGACAUACUAGUAUGCAAUAAAACAUUACUAAUAAACUGUGAUGCAGUAGUAACAGUGCUAGGCACAACUACUAGUCAUGUUGACAUCCACCACAAGUUUUAUGUACUAGAGCGCUAUUUGUCAUCACAAGUUAGACAAUUAGAAAAAGAACUAGGUUGCACUUGUAAAACAACUGUUUUCGAGGAACAUUUUUUUCCCACUACAUCUGCCACGUUUUAACUACUAAUAGCAAAUUCAACUGAAAUAUUGUGCUGCACUAGUAACAGUACAAAUCCCAACCUGCAGGCAUGUGUCACGUACUAGUAGCCUACGUAUCAAGGACAUCAAACAAAUGGUUUAAUGGCUAUCCAGAUACCCGUUUAAGCAUUUAUUAAACAUCCUUGAUGUCGUACCUAAUGUACUAUGUAUUAGUACAAUCUUUGUCCUGACAAUUGAGUGCACUAGUAUAAAAACUAGGGUGCACUAGUAGAAUGUCUGUGCCUUAUUAGUUACACUAGUAGUAUUUGUGGAGGCCAUUAGUAACACCACCAGGCCCAACUAGUAGGCCUGAGUCAGACACUAGUAGCUUCUUCGACCCUACUACCGCUCCGCCGCGGGAGUAGUUUUGCCUCACUAGUAACAUGUCAUUGUCAUAUUAGAAUGCAGGAACUUCAUACUGUAGACAUGGUAGUUCUAACAGGGGCAGUAGUUGUUUUGCUUGUGUGCUGAAUUCUCUGACAAGUGAGGAAAAAGUCAUAGUAGCACAUAGACCUUUACCUGGAUAGCAACCCUGCAAAAACUCACUCUUACCUGACCUUAUUUUUAGUGAAAACAUCUACUGUACUUAUUUUAAGAUAGGUUUUACACCCCCCCCCCUCCACACACACACCUAAAUGUUCAACACGACAAAAAGACAUUGUAUGAAAAGAGGUUGACUUCUACUAGUGCGUCCUUGGAGACCUGAAAAAGCGCUCACCCACACUUUUUCUCCAAUAUCAUUUUUAGAACGGUUCUCUCAGUUAGAAAAUCACAACUUAAAAAUGACGAAGUCAUAAAACGACUGUAUCGCUUUAAAAGCGACCUUCACUCCACUUGAAAAAAAAAUAGCACAUCAAAUAUAGAAACCUCCUUUUUGCUCCUUCUGGCAAAGUUAUGUAUAGAUAUUAUUGAAUAAUAUAUGAAAAAUGUAUACUAUUAUUUAAGAUCAUAAAAGUGCAUUGUGCCAAUUAAAGGCCUCCCCUCAAAUAAGCGCCUUGAACUACAUUCUUGAUAGAUGCCUGAUAGGCACUUUCCAGUUAUACUGAUCAAGGGAUUUGCAGUAUAAAAAAAUGGACGUUCCGCUACAAACCCAUAGAAUCGCGUACAUUUCAUAUAAAUCCAAAUGUAUUAUAAAAUACUGAAAUUACACUGUAUGAGGAAAUAUAUAUACGCCAAUUUUUGCUUUUGAGUUUGACCUUGUAUGUACUGUACUGCCCAAUAAAGACAAAAAAUAUGAAGAAGGCAGCAUUUUUUUUUUUUUUCCCCCAUAAUCAAGUGUAAUAAAUGUGUCUCGUCGGGAUUCAAAUUUUGUCUUUCCAGCUGAUCUCAAGUCAGAGAAAGCCAUCUGUAUAAUCUUUAUUAUUACAAUGUGUGGGUGUCUGGGAUACAGUAUAUAGGUAUAUCAUACAAUUACAAUGAAUAAAAUAAAUGUGGGGGGGGGACUUGGACAAGUUCGUAAGCAUCAUUUAUUUAAAAUGGUCAAAAAAGAAGUGACGGCAAUAAUAUAUUUUUUUAAAUAUUAGAAUCUGUCUUUUUUUUCUUGGGAAAGGUUGGAAAAAAAACACCUUGAGUGUGUGAUUAUAUGAUUUUCCGGUCCAGUUUUAUUGUUAAUAAGCACAUUUAAGGUUGUUAUGUGUGCUGAAAUAAAGAAAAUGAGGGAAAGAAAAAGCUAUGUAAAAUAGGAAUGGAAAGGUAUGUCAAAUAAAAAAUAAUAAUAAUUUUGUGAUCUGUAUUUUGAUUAAUACAACCUGGACUAAAAUCCUUCCAUCCAUCCAUCAUUUUCUAAGCCGCUUAUCCUCACGAGGGUCACGGGGAGUGCUGGAGCCUAUCCCAGCUGUCAAUGGGCAGGAGGCGGGGUACACCCUGAACUGGUUGCCAGCCAAUCGCAGGGAACAUAGAGACAAACAGACACAGUCACACUCAUACCUAGGGGUAAUUUAGAGUGUCCAAUUAAUGCUGGAUGUUUUUGGGAUGUCGGAGGAAACCGGAGUACCCGGAGAAAACCCACGCAGGCAUGGGGGGAAUAUGCAAACUCCACACAGGUGGGUCCGGGAUUGAACCCGGGACCUCAGAACUGUGACGUCAACGCUUUCCAUCUGAGCCACCGUUUCCAUUCAAUCAAAAUUUUCUGGAAGAAAAAAAAACACUUCUGCUUGCCUUGCUUGUUCGUCACACCUUCUGUCUUUUUUCUCAGGUGUGAUGGUUUCGAAAAAAUCUAAUUAGCGGUAGGAGAUUUUGUUUUUCACAGGUGAUUUUUUUUUCAUUAAAUUGAUUUAUACUGACAGGGUA